UCUCACUGCAACAUUUUAACGGGAACUACGUCUGUAGAACCUACAUACAUUGAGAUCGAAUAAAGAUUUCUAAAUAUUAAAUAACGAAAAAUUAGUAUUAUAAAAUAUGUCAGAUCCAGAACUUGAAGCAAUAAGGCAACAACGGUUAGCUCAGUUGCAAUCGCAAUAUAAGGGUAACAAUGUGGGGAAUAAACAAGCAAUGGAAGAAAAAAUGCAACAAAUGGAAGACAUGAGGAAUUCUAUUCUUAGCCAAGUAUUAGAUCAGUCAGCUAGAGCAAGAUUGAACACAUUGUCUCUUGGGAAACCCGAAAAGGGAAAAAUGGUAGAAGAUAUAAUAUUAAGCAUGGCUCAACGAGGCCAAUUACGUGGUAAAUUAGAUGAAAAUGAACUCAUCAAUUUACUUGAAAGUGUAAAUCAACAAACGCAACGAAAGACUGUUGUGAAGUUUGACAGACGAAGAGCAGCACUGGAUUCUGAUGAUGAUUUGUAGCACCUACAUAUAUUUAUGUGGCUUGUCAAACAUCAACAUUACAUUCUUUGUUUAAUUUUUAAACAAGAAUUAAGAUUACAAUACA
Molecule: messenger RNA, 575 nt
Organism: Eufriesea mexicana
Lineage: Eukaryota; Metazoa; Arthropoda; Insecta; Hymenoptera; Apidae
Gene: PDCD-5
Product: programmed cell death 5
Exons: 4
Coding region: 107-490 (127 amino acids)
Cellular component (GO): nucleus; cytosol
Molecular function (GO): DNA binding
Source: RefSeq, a predicted model, not a curated record